CAUAAAAGCAAAACAUAUGAUACAACUACAUUAACAUUAGAAAGUUAGAUUUGAAAUUUUGAAUGGAAAGAAAAACUUACAAAGUAAUUUGUAAAAUAAGUGAUGGUGGUUUUGGAGAAAUCUAUAAAGUAAAUUCGCCGAGUACAAAUGAAAUCCUUGUUCUAAAACAUUUGAAAUUCAGGGGAAAUUUAAAUGAGCAAACAUAUAUAAAAAACGAAAUUUCAAGCCUAUCUUCUUUGAGACAUGAGAACAUUAUAUCCUUUCGAGAAGUUCUAGUGAAAAGUGAAGAAGUGAAUAUUAUAAUGGAAUAUGCGGAUGGAGGAAAUCUUGAAGAUUUUGUUUCUGAACAUAAACCUGUAUGUAAUACUUUAGUUGUUGAUAUUUUUAUCCAAAUAUUGAAAGCUGUAGAAUUUUGUCAUCAGAAUAUAAUUGCACACAGAGACAUAACUCCAAGUAAUGUAUUAAUAUUAAAAAACAGGACUAUUAAAUUAGCAGAUUUUGGUCUUUCUAUGAAAUGCAUGUCCUCAUCUGGUCAACCAUUGCUGUGCGAUGAUUUUCUUGGAAAUAGACUAUUUUCUGCUCCAGAAGUAAUUCGUAGAGUUGUCCACGAAGCCAUUUUAGCGGACAUAUGGAGUCUCGGUGUUCUCCUUUAUUUCAUAAUAUUUACUAGAGUACCAUUUACAGGAUAUGACGAAGAAAUACUAGUCCAGCAACAAACAAUAGGAAAUACUAUAACAACAUCACGUUGUAUUGACUUAUUUCAAUGCACGUUUCUUCAUUUCUUGAAAAUCAUUCCUUGUGACAGAACAUGUGUGUCAACGGUAUUACAUUCCUGGAAUAAUGCAAUGAAUGAAUCUGUUUUAUGUUGAUACUUUUUUGUUGAAAAUGUAUGUUGGGUGAGUUGAAUAAACUGCAAAAAUGUAAGAAAUGUGUUCAUACUUUUGAUCACAUUUAUGAAUUGUUGUCCAUUAUAACUAUUAAAC
This is a messenger RNA of Mytilus californianus (California mussel), 983 nucleotides long. RefSeq names its product NUAK family SNF1-like kinase 2. The transcript has a single exon. Gene Ontology annotation, biological process: protein phosphorylation. The record is from RefSeq and is a predicted model, not a curated record. NCBI's taxonomy places the organism in Eukaryota, Metazoa, Mollusca, Bivalvia, Mytilida, Mytilidae. Gene Ontology annotation, molecular function: protein serine/threonine kinase activity; ATP binding. The coding region runs from base 63 to 869 and encodes 268 amino acids. Gene Ontology annotation, cellular component: cytoplasm.